Molecule: messenger RNA, 3231 nt
Organism: Ogataea angusta
Lineage: Eukaryota; Fungi; Ascomycota; Pichiomycetes; Pichiales; Pichiaceae
Exons: 1
Coding region: 1-3231 (1076 amino acids)
Biological process (GO): RNA export from nucleus; protein import into nucleus; post-transcriptional tethering of RNA polymerase II gene DNA at nuclear periphery
Cellular component (GO): nuclear pore; nuclear pore cytoplasmic filaments
Molecular function (GO): structural constituent of nuclear pore
Source: RefSeq, a predicted model, not a curated record
AUGUUCGGCUCCACCACCCAGCCCAAUGGGUUCAGCUUUGGCAGCACGUCGAAACCCAACAUUUUUGGGAACUCGCAGAGCACGGGGCAGACCACGAGCAAUGCUCUGUUUGCCGGGCAGCAGACCCAGCCAGCCCAGCCGUCCUCGAGCCCCUAUGGAGUCAACAUCGCGUCGGCGUCGGCACAGGAAUCUGAGAUGCCGCAGGCGUUGACGUCGCGCGCCCCAAACACAGACACCCAGCUGAAACGCAGGAGGUCGGCGUCCUCGCUAGCGUCGCACGAGACGAAAAAACACGCCUCGUCGCUGUCGUUUCUGGGCCGUCUCUCAAAACCGUUUUCGGGCACUCUCAAGUACCCAAUGGAGACCGUGACGGGCAUUUUCACGUCGGACAAGGUGCACGAGGCCAAGAGACCCAAAGUGGAUCCGGUUUCAUUUUCAGAGGACUCUGUUUCGUUACCCAAGUCCGAUUUCAGAAAGCUGGUAAUCCGAAACCCCAGAGGAACGCACAAAAACUACUACGAGAUCAACCCGGACGAGGUGCUUCUUGGCAAGGAAACAGCAAGAUCGAACGGUUUUAUGCGUGUUGUGUCCAACUUCAAGCCUUCAUUUCUCAGACAAGAAGAUAAGCUGCUGAAAUCGCCUGUGCCAGCCGAACAGGAUGUCAGCUCCUCAAACAUUCCCGACGGCUACUGGUGCUCGCCUUCAAUUGAGGAACUCUCUAAAAUGACACAGCAGGACCUGAUGCAUGUGCAGAAUUUCACCGUUGGAUGCAAAGGAUUUGGCCAGGUCUCGUUCUCGUAUCCUGUCGACUUGUCGGCAUUCCACAGCAGACUGGAUCAGAUUUUGGGUGUGCACGUUGUCUUCAGACCAAGAAUAGUGCAAGUGUAUCCUGACGGAACAGACAAGCCGUCGCCCGGAAAUGGUAUGAACGUGCCAGCCGUGAUAAGUCUGGAAAAAUGCUAUCCUUUCGAUAAGGCGACCAAGACGCGAAUUACCGAUCCUUCUGCUCCCGAAGUCUCUGCACAUAUCAAUCGACUGAAAAGUACCCCAGGAAUGGCGUUCGUCAACUACGACCCAAUCACAGGAACAUACACUUUCAGGGUCGACCAUUUCAGUAUAUGGGGACUGGUUGACGAGGACGAAGACGAUCCCCAGCUUGUCCAGCGUUUCAGAAAACAAUUAGAGAGCGAGAAUGAGCGCGAGAAACGCAAGGAGACGGGAAAGAAAGAGGCGUUUAAACGCAUUUCCUCAUAUACAGGCGAUCUGGAGGCUGUUCCCGGCGGAUGGACUGCAGAGCCAGAAGACGCAAACAUGGAAGACAGCAUAGAACUCGGCCAGGAGGACUACAUUCAGGUAGACGCACCGGAGCCAGACGAUGACCUCAGCGACAUGGAAGACGAGGCUCUUCCUGAAGACCCCGUUUUCGACGAUCUGGUGCAUGUGCGCGCAUACGAGCCAGAGCUGGAGGAAAUCGAUAUGAUGGUUCUCAAGAAAGAGGCCAAGUUCGAAACUAGCGAUAGCUGGAGCCAGCAGCUGGAGCUGGCUUCCGGGUUUGAGUCUGUCUUCAGCAACGAGUAUGACUACUCGAAAAAAAUGGACGUGUCUGCUAAAAGUGUGAACGAGCUAUUUUUCAACAGAGACUCGCACAAACGCAAGAAAGUGGAAAUGAAGCCAGUGCACUCUGAGGAUUUGCAGACGCUGAAAAGUGUGCUGGCGGGCGAAAUGCGCCAGAUGAAAGUCAUAGCAAGAGAAAACUCAUAUCCGCUGAUCAAGCCUGACGAAGACGUUUCACUACACUCCAUUCUCAACAUCUACAGGAACUCGAGCGAGUACAAAUUCUGGGAUCUGAUUGCGCGCCUCUUCGAUGACAGAUACUGCGAGUCGUUCCUGGGACAAGCUGAGUUGGAUGCGUAUGCAGGAAAACCACAGCUGAGAAAAACAUUCAUUGACCUUCAACGCCGCGAGCUGUUGAUUGACUGGUUGCACGAUCACAGCUUGCCAGAAAUCAGCAAGCUGCUGGAAGCUUCAAAAUCAGAUGCUCUUGCGAGAACAUACUUGCACAUAUGCUCCGGUGACAUAGCAAAGGCGGUGAUGACAGCGAUCGAGUCGUCGAACAACCAUCUGUCUGUUAUUCUGACACUUAUAGACUCGAACGAUCCUACAGUUAGAAGACUAUCAAGAGCGCAGCUAAAAGAAUGGGAGUCCACCUCUACACUCCAGUACAUCCCCGCUCCAGUGCUGAAAGUUUACAAGCUUUUGGCAGGAUACACACUGUCGAACGACAUUGUGCCGCAUCUGAAAGGGCUUUCGUGGCCGACCGUUCUUUUGAUGCAACUGAAAUACGGAGACACAAACCGCAGCAUCAGAGAACUGGUUACCGACGUUAUUGAUCACGAGUCAAAGCUAUGGGUUGCCCCAAGUGCGCAAGACAAGUAUUACCUCGCGUUCAAGCUUCUGAAGUCGCCGUCUUCCGUUGUUGUCCACUACGACAACGAGACACAGUUCCUGCUGUUCAAGAAGCUGAACAGUGUUUUGAACUUGCCAGAUAUUGACAACGUGGUUCUCCAAUUAAGCCAGAAACUCGCCUCACAGGAAUACUACGAAGAGGCCUUGUUUGUUUUGGAGCAUUUGAGUGACGAUGCGCUCUGCGAGUCCGAGAUCUCGAGCCUGAUCAAACUGAACAUUGACUCGUUCAGAUUCCUGGAUAACGACAUGAGACUGGACACUUUGCACCAGACCUACAGACUUCCAAAGUCUAUUCUUCACCAGGCCAGAUCCAGGAGAUUUGAAAAGGAUGGAGAUUCCGUGAGGGCCGUCUGGGCGCUCGUUGAGGCAGGAUCGAUGGACGAGGCCCACAAACUGGCCUUGAGCGACGUGGCUCCGGAAUUUGUGAUUGCCAACGCCAAUCUCGAUGAACUGGAGAAGCUGCUUGUCAGGUUUAAAACCUUGUCUGACUGGGUGAUUGGUGCUCAGAUAUACUACGAAUAUAUCCAGCUCAAGAAGAACAGCGACGAGAACGCUGUCAAGAAUCACACCAAAAAGCUGCUCAACGGACUGGUUCUUCUACGCGAGUCAAAUCCCAAGGCAAGAAUCGCAAAGACCUUGAUGUACAGAGAGGUGAUUCGUCUCAUAUUCGACUUGUCGCUCGACUACAACGAGCAGCAGCUACUGAGCCUGGAUCUUCCGUCGAGCGAGAUGAAUUACUUGAGAAGCAGAUUGCCUGCUAAAUAG